Molecule: messenger RNA, 5037 nt
Organism: Cavenderia fasciculata
Lineage: Eukaryota; Evosea; Eumycetozoa; Acytosteliales; Cavenderiaceae
Product: P-type ATPase
Exons: 8
Coding region: 1-5037 (1678 amino acids)
Biological process (GO): phospholipid translocation
Cellular component (GO): plasma membrane
Molecular function (GO): magnesium ion binding; ATP binding; ATPase-coupled intramembrane lipid carrier activity
Source: RefSeq, a predicted model, not a curated record
AUGUCAAAUAGGCAAAUUCAAUCACUUGCUCAAAGUGGAACUGGAGGUAGUCCUACCACUCCUGGAGGAGUAGGAGGAGGAAGAGAUAGAAGGAAUUCAACAUCAUCAAAUUCAUCGUCAUCUCCAUUCCUCAGCAACAGUUUCAAAACAGCUGGAAAGACACAACCAACAGAAAUACAGAUGCAAGAUAUGAAAUCAUUGUCUAGUCGCGAUAGUGGAGAGUUUGAAGUCCCUCCACCAAAGUUGGAUUUCUUUGAUAAAUUGUAUUUAUGGCUAACAAAUAGAGAUAAUUUUGUAGGUGAAUCAAGAAAAAUAUAUAUAAACAGUCAAGAACAAAACAAAGCAUAUAAAUACACGAGCAAUUAUGUAAAGACUGCCAAGUACUCAAUCAUCACCUUUUUACCACUCAAUCUAUACGAACAGUUUUGUCGGUUGGCAAACUUUUAUUUCUUGAUCAUUUCUGCAUUACAAUUGAUUCCAGGAGUGUCACCAACAGGUAGAUUUACAACAUUGGGACCUUUAUUGGUAGUAUUGGCAAUCACAGCUUUAAAAGAAGCAUGGGAAGAUUUCAAUCGUCACAGACAAGAUGACAAGGUAAACUUUAGCAAGACUCAAGCUUUGAGAAACGGUCAAUUUACAGAGGUGAUUUGGAAGGAUGUCCAAGUUGGCGACAUUGUAAAGGUUACCAAUCGACAAUAUAUCCCUUCUGAUUUAUUGGUUAUAUCAAGUAGUGAACCAAAUAAUAUUUGUUAUAUUGAAACUGCAAAUCUUGAUGGUGAAACCAAUUUAAAGAUGAAACAAAGUUUAGAAGAGACAGGAUAUUUAUCAGACAAUGUAGAUAAUCUUGGACAAUUAAAUGGAUAUGUUGAAUGCGAACAUCCAAACAAUCGAUUAUAUAAUUUUGUAGGGUCUCUUUAUCUCGAUGGCAAAGGGUACCCAUUAUCAAUCCGUCAGUUGCUUUUAAGAGGUGCUAUGUUGCGUAACACCAAAUGGGUGUGUGGUUUGGUAUUGUAUACUGGACGAGACUCGAGAUUGGUGCGAAACUCUAGUCCGACGCCACUGAAACGUAGUGGUGUCGAGAAAAUGACCAAUCAAUUCAUUAUCAUUAUCUUUUUCCUCCAAAUUCUUUUGUGUGCGUCAUGUGCCAUUGCCAAUGGUUUCUGGGCCAACGAAAAUCAAAAUUCAAAGCAAAUGCCCGAUCCCAACGACCCAUCGCAAACCAUCACAGUGCCCGAGAACUGGUACUUGGCAUUCAACAGAGAACCGGUUGAAGAGGGUGCACUCUCCUUCCUCACUUUCCUCAUUUUAUUCAACAAUCUAAUUCCCAUCUCACUCUAUGUAUCUAUGGAAUUUGUUAAAGUCUUCCAAGCCUAUUUUAUAAACAAUGACCAAGAAAUGUAUUACAAGGAAAAUGAUACUCCUGCCCUAGCUAGAACUUCAAAUUUAAAUGAAGAAUUGGGUCAAGUUGAAUAUGUUUUCUCUGAUAAGACUGGAACAUUAACACAAAAUAAAAUGGAAUUCAAAAGAUGUACAAUUGCAGGAGUGAUUUAUGGACAAGGUGGAAUGACAGAGGCAACGAUGGGUAGAUUGCUGAGAGAGGGAAAGAUGUCGACAAAUGAUAUGCAUCUCUCGCAACCACAGUCACCCGAGGAGCGACCAAGUCUUGUACAGAGCCCAAGCUUUUACGAUCAAAAACUAAUGGUUGGAUUGAGCAAGGAUCAUCCCAACGUAAGUGACAAGCAUGCUACACUGAUUCGCGACUUUUUCUCGGUGCUUGCAGUCUGUCAUACUGUCAUUCCCGAGAUUGAAGAGGGUCGUAUUGUGUACCAGGCAUCAUCACCCGAUGAGGCUGCACUUGUGAAUGCGGCCAAGUCGGUUGGAUUCGAGUUUACAUCACGUAACAUCAAGCAGUUGGUAGUGACGGUACGUGGCCAAGAAAUGACAUACGAAGUGUUGAAUAUACUAGAAUUCAACUCGACGCGUAAACGUAUGUCGGUUAUUGUCAGACAUCCCGACGGACGAUUGAUGCUGUAUUGCAAGGGUGCCGACACGGUCAUCUUUGAGCGUUUGGGCAAGAACCAGACGUACGGUGAUAUUACCAUAACCCAUUUGCAAGAGUUUGCGACCGAGGGUCUGCGUACACUGUGCAUUGCACAAUGCGAGAUUGACCCCAUCUUUUACGAGCAGUGGAACAAAGAGUUUUACACUGCGUCCAACUCGAUUGUCGACCGUGACAAUGAGCUAGCUCGUGUUGCCGAACUCAUUGAAAAGAACCUCAACCUGCUUGGCGCGACUGCCAUCGAAGACAAGCUGCAAGAGGGUGUGCCCGACACCAUCCGUAUCUUGCGUCAAGCCGGCAUCAAGAUUUGGGUGUUGACGGGCGACAAGCAAGAGACAGCCAUCAACAUUGGUUUCUCGGCACAGCUGUUGACCCAGCAGAUGGAGAUGAUCGUCGUCAACGAAGAGAGCAGAGAAAACACGGCCAUCGAGCUGAAUCGUCGUCUCGACGAGAUCAACAACCCCGACACGGACAUGGACAUUGACAAUAUGGCGUUGAUUAUCGACGGCAACACGCUGUUGUUUGCGCUAGAGGAUCAAUCACGUAUCUUGCUCCUGCAACUUGCUCAACUGUGUCGCGUGGUCAUUUGCUGUCGUGUGUCACCUCUGCAAAAGGCUGAGAUGGUGUUGCUGGUGCGUACCAACCUCGACGCUGUGACGCUGGCCAUUGGCGAUGGUGCCAAUGACGUUUCCAUGAUCCAGGCUGCGCAUGUGGGUGUUGUUCCGCUACCUGCAGCGUCUGUUGCUUGUGCAUGGACGUUAUUCGUACCGUCGUAUCUCCAAGCUCAUCUGCUACAGCUUUUACAAAAACAUUACACUCUACAUUACGCAGUUUUGGUUCACCAUUAUGAAUGGGUGGUCCGGUCAGACAUUCUACGAACGGUUCACUCUGACCGCCUACAAUGUCGCAUGGACGUUGUUCCCCGUCAUCAUCCUCGGUAUCCUCGACAAGGACGUGCCAGAGGAACAGGUCGCGCUGCACUCGCAGCUGUACCAGACGGCCUCCCAUACGGUGACGGACGUUCAGUCGACCUCUUUACCGUCGGCACAGUCGCCUACAGCUGUAUCGUCAUCACAGUCAACCUCAAGCUGGCACUCGAAGUGCGUUACUGGACAUGGCUCAACCACGCGUUCACCUGGGGUUCCAUCGUACUCUACUUUAUCUGGCUUCUCGUGUUUGGCAAGUUUUGGGAAAUGAACUCGUUUGAUGUUGGAUCUGACCUCUACGACAUCAUCUAUCGUGCUGGUCAGUCGGCACUCUUUUACUUUACACUCAUCAUGGUACCCAUCAUCUGUCUGUUCCGUGACUUCUCGUGGAAGUAUAUCACCCGUGACAUCCGUCCACACUCGUACCACGUCGUUCAGGAAAUCGCCCGCAAGGAAAAACGUCUACACAAGAAACCCAAAGGAUCAGACUCCCAUCCAGCCGGCUACACUGGCUAUUCAUUUAGCCAGGAUGCAGGUCAAUCUGAUGCCAUUUCAAAGAGAUAUAGUAAUCCUCAACAACCACCAACAUCAUCACCAUCUUCACCAUCGCAAGGUGCUUCAACCACCAACAAUGUUAAUAGUUACAAGAAUGACAAGAAAAUAUCAUCAUCGUCGUCAAUGUCGUCAUUAUUUACAACAAGUAGAGGAUACGUUUAUAUGAUUUCAAUCGUUUUAAUAAUAGCAAUCAUUAGUAGUAUAACAACAUAUAAUAAUAAUAAUAAUAAUAAUGUAGUGGGAGUACAUGCCUACUCUAUACUACCUUCAAUCGAGUUAAUCAAUAGUAUACUAGUUUCGCCAUCAUCCACUUUAGAUGCCUCCUCGUUGGCCAUCAUUCAACCACCACAAUGUCGUAUCCGUAUCAUCAAUACUAUUAUAUCAGAGGACAGUAACAACAACAAUAACAAUAAUGGUCCAUUAUUGGUAGAUGUUAUAUUCAAUUCAAGUAAAAAGAUUGAAGCACUGUCCUAUUUAUCUUUGACCGACUAUAUAACCGUUCCAACAGGACCAAUCUCUAUCGAGUUGGUUCAACACUCUGACAAGAGACCUUUGAAUUUGGUUGGCAAGUCCAUAUACCGUUUGGAAAACGAUACAGACUAUACACUUGUAUUGAGUGGUGUUCAGGUAGAACAUCACAAUACAAGAAUGGAAGAAGGAUCAUCGACUCAACAACAACAACAACAACAAAAAGUAGACGACAAGAAAGAAAAAGAAAGAGUUAGUGUCAGUAUUUUAUCUGAUAUUAAUACCGAUCAACCAAGUAGUAAUCCACAACAACCAUCUCAACACCAACAACCAACAACAUCAAACUUUUCACCAAACCGAUUAAAUCUUCGAUUCGUACAAUGUGUCCAUGACUUGCCAUCAAGUUUUAUUGAUUUCGAUGUACAUGGUGGUGCUACCCUUUUAUCCAAGAUUAGAUAUUUACCAGAAGAUAAAAAGGGUGUUUCAUCGACCUAUAUCUCUAUUCCAUCAAGAUUCUAUCAAUUCAAUGUACAUGAACAUGAAAAAUCAUCUGUCAAUUAUUUAAAUUUUGAUAGUUCAGUUUAUUAUCAACCACCACAACAACAACCACAACCAGCGAUUAAUACUCAAAACAAUCAUCAAAUCAAGAAUCACCAUGGUAGUCAAGGACAACUUUAUUCAAAUUUAUUAAUGGUUGGAUCCUAUUUGGCCAAUGAUAAUAGUAAAUAUUCAAUUCAAAUCAUUUCAUUGCCAUCAAGUGAAUCUAGUUUUACGCAACAACAACAACAAUCUGGUUUUGUUCAAUUGGAUGGACAAAAAUAUUAUACCUUUAAAAAAGUAGUUUCUCCCAUUUCACAAUUGUCCAAUCAACAACAAAAGCAAAAUAAUAAUAAUAAUCAAGCAAACCAACAACAAGAUCCAUCAUCGGUCCAACAAAACCCAUCGUCUACCAGUUCACCUACCAGUACCUUUCACUUUUCGCUAGCCAUCAUUUCCUUUGCAUUAUUAUUUGGAUUAUCUGUCAUUUAA